Prunus armeniaca (apricot) is the source of this 1302-nucleotide messenger RNA. NCBI's taxonomy places the organism in Eukaryota, Viridiplantae, Streptophyta, Magnoliopsida, Rosales, Rosaceae. The record is from the annotation of a GenBank genome assembly.
AUGUCAGCAAUCCUUCGUUGGGGAUGCUUCUUGGCAGUGGAAAUUCCAGUGAAACUAAUAGAGGCGACUGUUAAACUUAUUUUUUAUCUUAUAAAGGCAGCAAUAGUGAUAACUGUUAAACUUAUUUGUUAUCUUAUACCGGCAGCUGCUAAACUUAUAAAGGCAGCAAUAGUGAUAACUGUUAAACUUAUUUUCGACCCAUUGUUCCUCUACAUUCCUAUCAUCAACCACGAUAUCAAGUGCAUCGACAUGGACAAAGAAUUGAAUAUGACAGCUUUUGCUUUGAGAGCAGUCGCAGAUUUCUCUUACUUUGUCGACUUACUUGUUCGACUUGAUAUAUCAAAGACCAUUUGGCAGUCAUCCGUCAUAAUUGACAUUUUAGCUAUUCUUCCACUUCCACAGGUGGUAAUUAUCCUUUUCUUUUCUAAAGCGGAGGGCUGGAGAUCUUUGAAUAUAGCGAUGCUUAUGAAUUCUCUUGCUAUGGUGCAAUAUGUGCCACGGAUUCUUCGAAUCUACUUUUCAUGUAAGGAACUUAAAGAGAGCUUCAACGAACGUAUUGGACUAUGGAUUAAAAGCGUGCUCAAUUUCCUUCUGUACAUCCUUGCUAGUCAUAUGUACAUGCAGUUCGACGCUGCAAGAGAAGAGGCACGUAAAGAACGUGUUAAUCAAGAGAUGAAAACGGAACAGAGGUUGAAAGAGAAAGAUAGAGAGAUAGCAUUCUGGUUAUCUGAGAAUGUCAAAAUCCCUCAAAAUGAGAAGGAUAGGGUAAAGUCACAGAUCAUGAGAACGGUGAAACGCGAACUUGAGGAACUCAGGGGUGGACACGUGGAGGAGAUCCUCUCUAUUCUUCCCUCUGAACUUCAAAGCUAUCUCAAUUCCCAUAUGAUGUGGAAAAAGUUAAAGAGAGUUCCAAAGCUUGACUCACUGGACGAACAAGUAUUGAAAGCGAUCUGGAAGCAUUCUAAGACUCUGAAAUAUGCUGCACAGACCGAUAUUAUUAAAGAGAAUGAACCGAUUGAUAAGAUGUUCUUCAUCAUUGAAGGAAUUGUAAAGAUUGAAAGUAGUAAGGAUCCUUCUGCUGGGCAGCUUGAAGCGGAAGGUUUCUUUGGAGAAGAACUUGUAGAUUGGGCAACAAUUGCUGUAUUUCCCAACUUAUUACCCUUGUCGACCAGUAGCGCCAAGGCCACCAAAGAUGUCGAAGCCCGUGUUCUCCUGGCCAGCGACUUGUGUGAUGUAGUCACUCUUUUCCAGGACCAUUUCCGUAAGAGGAAGUGCCCCCCACCGGACCUCGUCAGGGUUUAA